CAGGCUUCGUCCUCCUCCCGGAGUCCCAGCCCCUGCUUUCCCCCCGCCCGGGGGUUGUGGCCGGGGAGUUGGAUCCACUGCGAUCUCGGGGACCCGGGACCACGCUGUUCCUGCACCUCGGCGUGGGGAGGAGGCCGGGCCUGCCCGCGAGGCCGCGCAGCGCCCGCCCGCAGCGCGCGAGAAAUGCCUAAGAAAAAGACUGGAGCGAGGAAAAAGGCUGAAAACCGUCGAGAACGAGAAAAACAGCUAAGAGCCUCCAGAAGCACUGUGGAUUUGGCCAAACACCCAUGCAAUGCUUCCAUGGAAUGUGACAAGUGUCAGAGGCGACAGAAGAACAGAGCAUUUUGCUACUUUUGUAAUUCUGUCCAGAAACUACCAAUUUGUGCACAGUGUGGCAAAACAAAAUGCAUGAUGAAGUCCUCUGACUGCGUCAUAAAGCAUGCUGGUAUAUACAGCACUGGCCUUGCCAUGGUGGGUGCAAUAUGUGACUUCUGUGAAGCCUGGGUUUGCCAUGGCAGGAAAUGUCUUAGUACUCAUGCCUGUGCCUGCCCGCUGACUGAUGCGGAAUGCGUCGAGUGUGAGCGAGGUGUGUGGGACCACGGAGGUAGAAUAUUCAGCUGUUCUUUUUGUCGUAACUUUCUCUGUGAAGAUGAUCAAUUUGAGCACCAGGCCAGCUGCCAAGUUUUAGAGGCAGAAACAUUUAAAUGUGUUUCAUGCAAUCGGCUUGGUCAGCAUUCAUGUCUCCGUUGUAAGGCUUGUUUCUGUGAUGAACAUACAAGGAGCAAGGUGUUUAAACAAGAAAAAGGGAAACGACCUCCUUGUCCUAAAUGUGGACAUGAAACUCAGGAGACCAAGGAUCUUAGCAUGUCAACACGCUCUCUGAAAUUUGGCAGGCAGACGGGAGGUGAGGAAGGAGAUGGAGCUUCUGGGUAUGAUGCUUAUUGGAAGAACCUCUCCUCUGAUAACUACGGUGCUCCUGGCUUUCACGAUGAGGAGGAGGAGGAAGAAGAGGAUGAAGCAGAGGAUGACGAAGAGGAGGAAGAUGAAGGCGGGAAGGAUUCAGAUGUCGAAUCAUCAGAUCUGUUUUCUAAUUUGAAUUUAGGAAGGACCUAUGCCAGUGGCUACGCUCACUACGAGGAGCAGGAGAACUAGGAGAGUAGCUCGUCACUGGCAGUUGUGUAUGUGAGAAAGGAGCAGGGAUGUAGGCUGAUGAAUCAUGUGUGGAUGUUUAAAAUACCACCACUAGGCUUUGGGCAUGAGUGGAAACACACUAGGCCCAGGAGUGGGUGUAGCAUUUUUAUAGUGACUGAGAAUCACACCUUUAAUGUAAGAAAAUGAAUUUCAAAUGUAAGUGAUUUGUUGUUCCAGGCAAAUGAAGUAUCAUGGAUUGGAUUAUUGCUGAUUUCAAUAGGCUAAUAGGUUCCACCAAGUACUUGCAUAGACACCGGAAUAAAGAAUAGAAAGGUAAUAUA
Messenger RNA from Dipodomys ordii (Ord's kangaroo rat), 1472 nucleotides. RefSeq names its product zinc finger protein 330 (gene Noazfp). The transcript has 10 exons. The record is from RefSeq and is a predicted model, not a curated record. Gene Ontology annotation, cellular component: nucleus. Gene Ontology annotation, molecular function: zinc ion binding. Lineage: Eukaryota; Metazoa; Chordata; Mammalia; Rodentia; Heteromyidae. The coding region runs from base 184 to 1152 and encodes 322 amino acids.